Molecule: messenger RNA, 2467 nt
Organism: Peromyscus leucopus (white-footed mouse)
Lineage: Eukaryota; Metazoa; Chordata; Mammalia; Rodentia; Cricetidae
Product: hepatitis A virus cellular receptor 1 homolog
Exons: 9
Coding region: 231-1271 (346 amino acids)
Biological process (GO): positive regulation of mast cell activation; phagocytosis, engulfment
Cellular component (GO): cell surface
Molecular function (GO): phosphatidylserine binding; virus receptor activity
Source: RefSeq, a predicted model, not a curated record
UUAAGAUCUCCUUAAGUGAGUGCAUAGAUUCUAUCUGGUAACAGAUUGUAAAUCUAGAGAGACUCAAUUUUCAAACAAAACACUUGAAGGUGUGGCCUGGAGAUAAGGAUGGAGUUACAAAUGAGACUUGUCUUUAUCCAUCAGCAGCUCUGGAAGAGUUCAGCAGCAGCAGAGGGUUAGAAGGAGAGACUGUAAGAAGCUGUGGCUCUCUUAGCUAAGUGGUCAACACCAUGAUGCAUCCUCAAGUCUUCAUUUCAGGACUCAUACUGCUUCUCCCAGGUGCUGUGGAUUCUUCUGUAUCAGUGAAGGGGGUGGUGGGUCACCCUGUCACACUGCCAUGUACUUACUCAACAUCCCGAGGAGUCACUACCACUUGUUGGGGCCGAGGGGCAUGUCCAUCUUUUAAUUGUGGAAACACACUUAUCUGGACCAAUGGAUACCGUGUCACCUAUCAGAGAAGCAGCCGAUACCAGUUAAAGGGGCAUAUUUCGGGAGGAAAUGUGUCCUUGACAAUAGAGAAUGCUGUUCAGAGUGACAGUGGUCUGUAUUGCUGUCGAGUGGAGAUCCCUGGAUGGUUCAAUGAUCAGACAGUGACCUUUUCAUUGGAAGUUAAACCAGAAAUUCCCACAAGUCCUCCAACAAGACCUACAACUACACGGAGACCCACAACUACAAGAAGACCCACAACUACAGCAAGACCCACAACUACAGCAAGACCCACAACUACAACAAGACCCACAACUACAACAAGACCCACAACUACAGCAAGACCCACAACUACAGGAAGUCCCACGACUAUUUCAGCAAGACCCACCCAUGUACCAACAUUACCCAGAAUCUCCACCUCUACUUCUACAACACCAGCACACACACAAACUCACACACCAGAACCCACUACGGUUUAUCCACAUCAGACAACAGCUGAGGUGACAGAAACUCCAUCCUACACUCUUGCAGAUUGGAAUUACACUGUGACAUCCUCAGACGACUUUUGUGACAAUUACACUGAAUCGAUCCUUUCACAGGAGCGGCAGAAGAACACGAAUACUGGCUUCUAUGUAGGCAUCUCCGUGGCUGCCCUGCUUCUGCUGCUGCUUGUGAGCACCCUGGCUGUCACCAGGUACAUCCUUAUGAAAAAGAAGUCGGGGUCUCUAAGCUUGGUAGCAUUCCGUGUCUCUAAGAUGGGAGCUUUUCAAAACACAGCGAAUGUGAAGUCCAGAGCUGAAGACAAUGUCUACAUUAUUGAAGACAGUCUUUACCAUACAGAUUGAAUCCCAGUGGCCCUCUGAGGGGCUUCUUCCUGAGACUGGAAAGACAGCGACCAGAUUGGACAGUGCAAACACCCUUUACAGCUCCAGGGCUAUUUUCGGUUCAUCCAGCAGUGGUGGAGAGGGUGACCCUCAGCUGUUUAUACUCAAACUCACUGUUAACAUCAUCUUAAUUCUAAUGUUCACACUGCCUCAAUCUCUCCACAUACUGCAGUGCAUUCUCUCAAACAUGAACAUUUUUUAAUUCUGUGUUUCCUUUAGUCAACAUAAUCAUCAGUAGUGUAGGAAAUAGACUCUGGCCUUGGUUAUUAAAAUCAUUAAGAAAGGAACAGGAUUGAAAAUAUUAAAAAAAAAGUGAGUGAGCACAGGUGGGAGGGGCAUACUGAAUUUAGAAGUAUUUUAUGAUUAUCUUUUAUCUAUUUUAUUGUAAUUUAAUGUCACUUUCCCUCCCAUCCCCAAGGGCACAUACAGGUUUUAAUUUCUCUAAUAGAUAAAUAGAAGGCACUCUAAUGUCACUAUUAGAGUUGGUUAUGCUUUCUUAUAGCUCUGGAAAUAUGAUUCAUUAUUAUGUGGUUGAUCUUAGGAUAAGGAUGGGUGUUUUAUGUCAGGAGAGGUUGCCAUGAUGGGAAUGGACCAGGCAGACAUCAGGGGAAGAAAUUAGUGGACCAAGUGAUUGAAAUCAUUUUCACUGCAGUAUGACUUGGUGCUCAGUGUCCUGUCCUCACCCACUGGACUCUGAAUUAGGUGCUGGAAGGAGACAAUGCAGACAUGAAGAGGAAAGGGGGAGCAGGACCCAGGCUCUCUGCCUGAGAGAAGUCCUGUUCCAGGAGUGACCGGGUUUAGGACUAUCACUGGUUUCAUUCAGAGUUCUAAACAUAUAAUUGUCUCCAGAUCAUAUUUACAUAUAAAUUUAUUUCAGAGAGACAAAGUGAUAUAGUUUUGAUAGGAAAAAAGGAUAGAUUGUUGAAUCUACUUUUAAAAAGCAACAACUUGUUCAAAAUGUUUUACAUUGCUAUGGAUAUUAGUUUAUUGAUACAAAUUUAAUGUUAAUUUUGUUAUAAUCUAUGUAUAUUUCUACUCUUGUUCCAGGUAUUAUAUGUGUACAGCUCAUUGAAAUUAUAAUGUACAAUUAAGAAAUACAGAUUAAUAAUGAAUCAUUUAUGAUAAUCAACCUUACAGUAAUGUUAAUUAGGUUUUCU